This is a messenger RNA of Vigna angularis (adzuki bean), 1557 nucleotides long. RefSeq lists its product as uncharacterized. Lineage: Eukaryota; Viridiplantae; Streptophyta; Magnoliopsida; Fabales; Fabaceae. The coding region runs from base 67 to 1305 and encodes 412 amino acids. The record is from RefSeq and is a predicted model, not a curated record. Gene Ontology annotation, biological process: tRNA dihydrouridine synthesis. The transcript has 13 exons. Gene Ontology annotation, molecular function: tRNA dihydrouridine synthase activity; flavin adenine dinucleotide binding.
UUAACUUAAUUUUGUGUGUAUAAAAAUACCUUCGAGCAUAAAGGGGGAAAAGUGGGGGCACAGCAUAUGAAGUUUCGGAUUUUCAAUACUUUCGGAGAAUAUAGACUAAUUUGUCUCCGAAUUCUGCGACCUGUAGCUUCCACCACUUUUCGUCCUUAUUCUACAGAAUCACUUAGAACAGCUGUGAUGGUUGCAAAUGACUAUUUUCCUCCUUUGUUCAGUGUGGCCCCAAUGAUGGACUGGACAGAUCAUCACUAUAGGACUCUUGCACGUCUCUUGUCAAAGCACACUUGGCUCUACACGGAGAUGCUUGCUGCUGAAACAAUUGUUUAUCAAAAGGGAAAUCUGGACAGAUUCUUGGCAUAUUCUCCAGAUCAACAUCCUAUUGUGCUUCAAAUUGGUGGAAGUAAUUUAGAUAAUUUGGCAAAAGCAACUGAACUGGCAAAUGCGUAUUGCUAUGAUGAGAUCAACUUCAACUGUGGAUGCCCAAGUCCUAGAGUAGCUGGACGUGGAUGCUUUGGUGCACGUCUUAUGCUUGAUCCAAAGUUUGUUGCAGAGGCUAUUUCAUUGAUUUUUGCCAAUACAAAUGUACCUGUUACUGUUAAAUGUCGAAUUGGUGUGGAUGAUCAUGAUUCCUACAAUGAAUUGUGUGAUUUCAUUUACAAGGUUUCUUCUCUAUCACCUGCCAAGCAUUUCAUAAUUCACUCAAGGAAGGCAUUGCUUAAGGGCCUUAGCCCAGCUGAAAAUCGGAGUAUUCCUCCACUGAAAUAUGAAUACUUUUAUGGCCUCUUACGAGACUUCCCUGACUUAACAUUUACAAUCAAUGGGGGUAUUACUAGUAUUGAUGAGGCCAAUGGAGCUCUAAAGGCCGGGGCCCAUGGUGUUAUGGUUGGACGUGCUGCAUACCAUAACCCUUGGCAUAUUUUGGGACAUGUUGAUUCUGCAAUUUAUGGUGCACCAAGUAGUGAUCUUACACGUCGUCAGGUUCUUGAGGAAUAUCAAGUAUAUGGGGACUCAGUAUUAGGACAAUAUGGACUCGGCCCAACUGUGCGAGAUAUUGUGAAGCCUUUACUUGGUUUUUUCCAUUCUGAGCCUGGGAAUGGGCUUUGGAAGCGCAAAGCAGAUUCAGCAGUCCAAACUUGCACGACAAUUAAAUCAUUUUUCGAAGAAACCCUUGUAGCAAUUCCUGACUCAGUCUUGGAUUCACCUAUGGCGGAACCACAAUAUGGUCGUGGAGAUCUCUUUGCUGACAUACACAACUUGCUACCUCCACCAUACACAACAAGACAAGAGAGUGUCAUAUAAAUAAGUCGAUCUGAUAUCUAUUAUAGGAAACUGACUCACAUGUAACCCAUUGGAUGGAGAAACUUGUGAAAAACAGGGGACUGCAAUUCUGCAAUUCUUUGUGAUUUGAUUUGUUUACUAAUGAUUUUGAUCAAUUAUGUAAUGUGUUAGCGUCAUCACUUUAGAUGAAUGUUGGGUAGUUCAUAUUACAGGUAAGACCAACAUGGCAUUGGCAUUAUUUGAGAAAAAAAAGGACUUGGAAAUGUUUUGCAA